ACAAGCCACACAUAAAAAAUUGCAAGUACUUAAAUACAUUGUAUCAGCCUAACAAUGAACAUUUUAAAGAAGAGCCAUGUGCUGAAUCAAAAUUGUUUGCGGGAUAAGAUUCAGGAAUUGUCUCCUUUGUUGCGCAAUUUGGACUGGCCGGCCAACAAGGAUUCGGUCUUUCGGGCAGCAUGGAGCUACUAUGCCAGCGGCUGUCAGGAGCGACUGACGACCAUUCGCAGGCGCAUCGAACAGAACGCUAGGAUGGUGGCUCCAAAUAAAAGGAUAGGUGCCCCACUUCCAGUCGACCUCAAGCUCCCCUUUAACGAGAGCCAGCUGACCCCAGGAUUGGAUGCGGAUGAGCACAUCUACCGGGAAUUGGUGUCCUGUUUUCGCAAUGCCAAAAGCACGGCUUCUAUAAAGAAAACCCCUCAGAAGCGCUCCAAAAUUCAGAGGCCUUUCGAUAUGAGUAAAUUUUCCACACCCGAACAAUGGAUUAAUUGGAAGCGAGAGGAACAGCAAGUGGGUCAAUUGCUAAAACAAUCCUUUGAUCCAUACCUAAAAGAGGAAAUGUCCAAGAAGCUGCAACAUUUAAAAAAACUCACCAGCCGAAGACCUCUGUUACAAGUUCCAAAUCAGAAAGAAAUAAUUGAUAAUACCAAGGUGUCACAUUUUAAGAAAAGAAAAUCAAGACAAAAGUAUAUUGAUGAAAUAGAUAAAUACAAAACCAAUGUGAAGUCAAGAAAAUCAAAAUCAUUCACAAAUUUGGAUGAAAACAAACUGCCAUGGAGUUCAAAAAAAGCACCCACAAAAUUAGCAGCAAAAUAUGAACUCCAUAAAAAUUUAAGAAAAAACGAUACCAAAUUGGCAGAAAAAUAUGAUGUCCAUGUAAAUUCAAGAAAAAACGAUAAAAAAUUGUCGGAAAAACAUAUACUCACUAAAAGUUCAGAAAAGACCACUACAAAAUUGGAAGACAUAUAUAAAUUACCAUCAAAGUCAAUAAAAACUGACGCGAACGAGGAUGUCAAAAAUAAACCACCUUUGAAUUCAAUAAUAACACCCAGGAAUAAGUCUCCUUGGAAGUCAAAAAAAACACCAAAGACCUUGGCAGAUAAACACAAACUAUCUUCGACUUCAAGAAAAAUAAUCAGGAAUUUGGCAGACAUUCUUAAACAAACCAAUAAACCAUCAAGAAACAUGACAUCAAAAUUAGCACACAUAUAUAAACAACCUUCCAAGUCAAGAAAAACCUCCAAGAUAUUAGCGGAAACAUAUAAAAUACCCUCGAACUCAAGAAAAUUACAACCGAAAAUAGCAGGAAAAUUAGAACUCCAUUCAAAGUCAAGAAAAUCAUCCUUAACUUGGACAGGUAAAUAUAAUACCAUUUGGGCAGUUAGGAGGUUUAUUGCCGAGCAUCCAAGUCUGGAAAGUAUAGCUAGCUCAAAGCGAUCUAUAAGACUUAACCAACCGCGUCCAAAACGAAUUGAAAAACACAGUGACAGUAGCGAAGAAGAUACUGGUUUAUACGGCAUUGAUUAUCAAUUACCAAUUGUGGAUGCGGACAGCAAAUCUUUGACUUCGCAAAAGUCGCAGAAGGCCCAAAAAAUAAAAAGAUCAAUGGCAAGAAAAUAUCAAAUCCAAUCACAAAAUCUUCCGAAGGUUCAAAAAUUAAAUACUUCAAAGGCAAAAAAAGUUAAAGCCCAUAAAAAACACAAAAAUCAAGAUCUAAAGGAUGUCGUAAAUUUAAAUGUUGAAAAAGAUGCAAAGGAUUCCUCAUCGUUAGCUCUGCUUCCUGGAAAGACCAACGGCGAAAUAUAUAAAACAAAUUUAAAAAUUUCACAGAGGAGGAACAAGGUAUCUAAGACUUGCCAUUUCAGUUCGCACACAUUAUUAAAGAGUUCGAAGUCCGGUGGAAGCCAAUCGCCACUGUUUAAAAUACCAAAUGAAGAAUCAAAUGAUGAGGUGCAAAGACAAGUAUUUAUUUCAACGAAAAGGUCUAGCUCUUUAAGUACACUGCAAACGCCAAAGAGAAAUGUUUACAUUGAGGAAAUCAUGAAAAGAAUGUCUGCGAGCAAUCCGACAAUCGGAUCCGGAAGUCAGACGUUUAAAGAUUUGAAUUCGGACUUGUCAAUCUACAGAGGGCAGCCGAUUAAUUUUGAAAAUCAGGAAAUCGGAAUGAGUAUAAUACCUAGAGGCGAACACCAUAAAUGGCCACUCAAUGUUACCCAACAUACCGCUUACGUAAAUCCCAAUAACCAACAUGACCCAAAACACAAACAUUUUUAUUUAAACAAAAGAAGGCACCACGAAAUGGCAAGGCAAGAACAUGAACAUGAUACGUUUAGUAAUAACGAAAUUGCUUUAAAGCCUACACAUGACAUUUUUGCUAACAAGCAGGGAGUUGUGAGCUAUCAAUCAAAAAUCUCUCUUUCUCUCUCCGAAACUGAAGUUCGUUUGAGUCUCGAAUCGAAACCCCUGGUCAUUGCCGAUCUGAUAUCUAAAUUUAUGAAGUCUUAUGCCUCGGAAAUAAGUUGUUUUCAAUCAUAUCCGGAUUGGUUUAAGACCAACGAGCUGGACAGCGUUUUCAUUGAGACUGUAGUUAAAAAGAAAGAGCCCAAGGAGCCCAAAAAAAUUAAGAAAACUAAAAAACGCAGGGUUGUGGAAACUAUGGAAGUCGAGAAAACGCCUUCGAAGCCCAUUAAGAUUUCCUGCUCCUUGUGCAAUUUGGUUAGGAGAAGGCAAUCCGAACUGCGGCCCUAUAUGCAGCGAAUGCAAAAAGAACGCCAGCGAUUGGAACUAAAGACCUAUUACACCCAGAAGUUGCUGAAAUGUCGGCCGGCUCAAGAGCUCAAUGUCCAGGAGCAAAAAAGAGCCUGUGCCCGUGAGGUUCUGGCCAGAUGCUCUCAAACACUGAAUUUAUGUCAGCAAAUCCUGGAACAGAGACGAUUGAAAAAAUGUCAGCUGCAACAAUCCGAACAAAUUAGAAAGUUAAAUACAUGACCAUUAUUUGCCAGGCUAUUAAUGAUUUAAACUUUGAUUUCCUGGGGUCUGAUCGUCAUAUGCCAUACCUAAUUGGCUAUAAAUUUCAAUUCAAAUGGUAAACAUGUUUCUUGUGAAUUUAAUGGUUAGAUUUUAGCAAAAUUUUUAGAGAAUGAAAUCAAUGUAUUAUUUAUCAAAACACUAAUUUGGUAUUUUUAAAUAG
Molecule: messenger RNA, 3190 nt
Organism: Drosophila gunungcola (fruit fly)
Lineage: Eukaryota; Metazoa; Arthropoda; Insecta; Diptera; Drosophilidae
Exons: 1
Coding region: 55-2988 (977 amino acids)
Source: RefSeq, a predicted model, not a curated record